GUCGCCCACGGCAGGAGUGGGCCCCGCAGAGCUUCUGUGGACCCUUGACCCGCCACCCUCAGGUGGAAGCCAUCAGGCUGAGCUGGAUAAGCCAGCCUCUCCCCACCUCUGCCAUUCAAGUCAGUGCCAUUGCUGACUGGAGAGAUCCCAGAGAUAACUGUGAAAUGCCUGUCACUGUUCUCAGCUUUGUUUAUGUAGGCUGCAGAGCCAAGAGAGCAAAUACUGCACAUCCGGGAGCCUCCCCAAGGCCGGCCCUGGGCCUUCCCCCAGGAAGAGCCCCACGGCCAGCUCCUUCCUGUUCCCCUGGUGGCCCCUCGCUCCUUCCUUCUGGAUGGGGGCCCAGGGGGCCCAGGAGAGUAUAAAGGUGAUGUGGAGGGUGCCCGGCACAACCAGACGCCCAGUCACAGGCGAGAGCCCUGGGAUGCACCAGCCAGAGGCCAUGCUGCUGCUGCUCACGCUUGCCCUCCUGGGGGGCCCCACCUGGGCUGGGAAGAUGUAUGGCCCUGGAGGAGGCAAGUAUUUCAGCACCACUGAAGACUACGACCAUGAAAUCACAGGGCUGCGGGUGUCUGUAGGUCUUCUCCUGGUGAAAAGUGUCCAGGUGAAACUUGGAGACUCCUGGGACGUGAAACUGGGAGCCUUAGGUGGGAAUACCCAGGAAGUCACCCUGCAGCCAGGCGAAUACAUCACAAAAGUCUUUGUCGCCUUCCAAGCUUUCCUCCGGGGUAUGCUCAUGUACACCAGCAAGGACCGCUAUUUCUAUUUUGGGAAGCUUGAUGGCCAGAUCUCCUCUGCCUACCCCAGCCAAGAGGGGCAGGUGCUGGUGGGCAUCUAUGGCCAGUAUCAACUCCUUGGCAUCAAGAGCAUUGGCUUUGAAUGGAAUUAUCCACUAGAGGAGCCGACCACUGAGCCACCAGUUAAUCUCACAUACUCAACAAACUCACCCGUGGGUCGCUAGGGUGGGGUAUGGGGCCAUCCGAGCUGAGGCCAUCUGGGUGGUGGUGGCUGAUGGUACUGGAGUAACUGAGUCGGGACGCUGAAUCUGAAUCCACCAAUAAAUAAAGCUUCUGCA
Messenger RNA from Pan troglodytes (chimpanzee), 1072 nucleotides. It is a transcript of the gene ZG16B, whose product is annotated as zymogen granule protein 16B. NCBI's taxonomy places the organism in Eukaryota, Metazoa, Chordata, Mammalia, Primates, Hominidae. The transcript is spliced from 4 exons. The coding region runs from base 332 to 958 and encodes 208 amino acids. The record is from RefSeq and is a predicted model, not a curated record.